Messenger RNA from Rhea pennata, 7155 nucleotides. Its product is annotated as KIAA0825 ortholog. The record is from RefSeq and is a predicted model, not a curated record. The transcript is spliced from 23 exons. NCBI's taxonomy places the organism in Eukaryota, Metazoa, Chordata, Aves, Rheiformes, Rheidae. The coding region runs from base 431 to 4285 and encodes 1284 amino acids.
GCCCCCGGCGCGGGCGGCCCCGCGGCCGCUCCCGCCUCCCCCCGUCCCGCCCCCGGAUGUGGCGGCGCCGCCGUUCCGGGCCGUUGUCACCGACGCUCCGCCGUCGCUCGGUUGUGGGCGCGGAGCCGAGCGCGCCGCGGGGGAGCCCGGCCGGGCCACUUUUCCAUAGUACUGAAAACUUAAAACUGAAGACAGUUUCAGUUACACAGAGAACAUACUGACUAAAGGAGGUAUUGUUUGGACUAAUGAUAUCUUCCACACUGCUUUUGGUGUUGUACCAGUGAAGGGAGUCUUGGCUUGCAAGCACCUACUUUUCAUUGGCUCAGGAUAAGCAUAAUUAAUCUUGCAGAUUAACAGAAUAUCAACUCUAAGGGAAGGAGAAGCAGGAGCUUAAAGGUGCUUUUGAAGUUGAAAAUCACAGAUUCUGAACAUGGAGUGGGGAGGAGAGUAUUCUCUUGAUUCUUCCAAUUUAGACUGUUUGUUAAAUGUUCUCCCUGGAGAAUUGGAGUUUCAACAAAUCCUUAAUGAUAUUGAUGAAAAAAUAAAGAAGAAUUCUUCUAGCGUCGAACAGUGUCUUAAAGACCUACAAUCAGAAAUAAAUGAAAAAUGUACUGAUGAACUACUACAAAAUACAACUGAUUGCCUUCAGUGGCUAAAUAACUGCAAUUUUAGUUCUCUCAAACCUUCUUCCACAGACCACAGAGAGCUGAUGGAGUUCCUUCGGACCCUGCAAACCUUGCUCAAGAAUGAACAAAAUCAAGAAGAAAUGAUACUUCACUUCCUUCUGGAUCUUUCUAGUCAGUGUGGUGUCUCGUUUCCUUGUACUCCAAGUGGGACAUCUCUUGAGUUAACAUCUUCUGUUCAUGCCAUUGAGGAUAAUUCAACCAUGGAUGUUAAAUCUCUUUGGGAUGAUGUGAGAUUACAUCUUCGGCGAUUUUUAGUUAAUAGACUGCAAAGUCAAGAAGAAACUAAUACUUUACAACAACAAAUGCAGUUUAAAACACAGUGCAUACAGCAGCUUUUGUUUCUUUACCCUGAAUCAGAAGUCCUAACCAAGUAUCAAAAUAUGCAGAAGAAACUGGUUAGUGAUCUUCUACAGAACUGUCUUCUGUCUAGCUGUGGUGAGACAAAUUUUGAUAAGGUGGUUCAUGGGUACCAAAGUUCCAUACCUACAUUGUGCACAAUGAUAAAAGAGGAUUUGUAUGUACUAAGUGAAGCUAUUGAUCCUUCUUCAUCAUUGACGUUUAUUAAUGAAACUUAUCUCAAUACCAUCACUGAAGAAAUGACAGUUCUCCUUGAAAGACUUUGUGAGCUGCAGUUCAAAGAAAAUGCUCUACAUAUUGUUAAGGCAAGCAAGAUUUCAAAGAAGCAUAGAGGAACAGUUCAUGCUGUGGCCUCCCAAGAACACCACAAAAAAGGAAGGAGCUUCUGUUUAACAUUGUAUCAGCUCAAAUGUCUUUCUCAACUUAUUGAUCUCUUUUUACUAAUGGAAGAAAAAAUUGAAGAACUUUCUGCAGAAAUUCUGUUGGUGCCUUCAUUUGCUGAGAAGAAUAAGAAUGUUCAAGGAGUUCUGAAGAAAGCUAGUGGGGAGCUUUUAAUAGGAGAAACUAGAGCAAAUGAAACCAGUGUGCUUCCUGAACAGUUACUUCAGGUAAAAGAGCCCAUUUCUCUGGAUUUUGGCUGGAGAAAUGCAUUUAAAGACCUGUCGUCUUCUGUGGCUCACUGUAUAACAAUAGCAAUUGAGGAUUUUUCAACUAAAAUUCUUCAACAUGAGCAGAAAGAGCAGUCUUCAGCUGCAGGCUAUGCAAUGAGUCUUGUAAACAACCAGCAAAAGAGGAAGUCCUGGGGAGCAGUCCAACAAGAGGAGCAACCAAAACGAAUUGCUAAGUUUUGUUCUGACAUCAUGGAAGAACUUGACACAUUGCUUCCAUUGGCUCUGGCAUGCAAAGAUGAUUCUCUUCAGGAAAUUAGAACAAACUUUGUAGAGGCCUGCAGCAAAGUAGCAACAGCUGUCCUGGCAAGACUAGAGGAGAGAAGCAAAGAUGUUCCCUCCAAAGCUCCACUGCAAAACUUGUAUGCUGCUCUUUCCACAGCAAUACAUGUCUUACAGCAUUUUACAAUGUAUAGCAAUUUAAUGAAAGAAACCAGCAAAAAACCCCUGUUCCUAGGGCCUGUCCAACAAUAUCAGGAAUUCAUCAACAUUCUCCAGUUUCAAGUUACAAACUACUGCGUCAGAGUUUGUGCUACAAGCAUUUUACAGGAUGCCGAGAGCCACCACUGGGAUGACUACAAAGCUUUUUAUGAGGGGGAAAGAUGUUCAUUCUCUGUCCAGAUGUGGCACUACUUCUGCUGUGCUCUUCAGCAUGAUCUAUGGACUAUUCUACCUCCCAAGUUAGCCCAGGAGAUUCUUACAGAAGUACUGGAGAAAUCUUUGGCUCUACUGUCUUCCAGAUAUUCUCAAGCCUCUCCCAGUUACAAGAGAACUCCACAAAUCAGAUUUGAUAUUGCAGCAAUUCUGAUGUCCACUGAAAAUAUGCUCUGGUCAGUUUGCAGUUCAGUACAGGAAUUUCUGAAUCCAUCUAAAGAUCUCAUGAUCUAUAAAAUACAUAGCCAUUGCAAUACCCUGCUCUCUGUGCUAGCUAUUUUAACUUCACCACUGAAGAAUUUGUAUGAGACAUUUAUGAACAAUUCUGGUGAAUGUCUUUCUCAUGACUUUUUGAAAGAAAUCUUUAAUCAUCCAUUACAUUGGUUAUCUUGCAUACCACCAUCCUGUUCUUCCUUAUUUAAGACUACAUCAGUCAGAGAAAUGGCAGCUCAGGGCCAGCUGAAACUGCUCUUAUCCCAACCAUACUGCAAUUUGAACUUGCUUUUGGAAACAUUGCUAUGUCACGAUUGUCUCCUACUGAAAAUUUUACUGAGGAGUUCAAGAAAUGAAGUGUUGAAUUGUGAUGAACAAAGUUCGUUCUUAGAACAGAAAACAAAUAACAAAGACCCUACUGUCAUUGAAGCAAUCUUUACAGUAUUGUCUUACUGUAUUUUAUCACCCAAAUCACUUGGCAUUGCUUUUGAGACCUACAUGGAACAGGAGCAUCUGUGGGAUUGCUUAUGUACUAUGACAGUUUCCAGUUGUGGUGACUCAGAGCCAGAGGUUAUCAGAUACUUGAAGAUGACUUUGAUUAAUUCAGUCAAGGGUAUAGUGAAGCAGAUAAUUUCUCUGAUGCAUUCAUGGGAGGCAACAGAAAACUAUGGAACAUAUCAGCACAAGCAAAUAGUUCCUGAAAGUUUAUUGAAAACAGUUCCAAAGGAAUGGAAUUAUACACCUCGGGAAAUGAAGAGAAAAGAAUCUGGAAAAUGCUUCACAAGGCUUGCAGCUCAGGCAGUAUCUAUUGUAAUCAGCAAGUUACCUACAGUGAUUGCAUGUUUGCCUCCCCCAAUUAAGUACUUCUUUUUUCUGGCUGAGAGAAAAAUGUCAAGAAACUUUGCUGAAUUGAAGAAAGCUGGUCUGCUUGUCUGGAACUUGAUUGUAAUUAUAUGUCGGAUAUUUGAGGAUGGAAAUACUGCAGAACUUUUAACAGGUGCAACACUUGACAGAUGGAGCAAAGAAAAACUCAGUUUAGUUCGUGUGUGCUUAGAAAGUAUUAUGGGAAAACAGAAAAGUGGUCCUAAACAAGUGACCCAGAAGGUUAUACAGAGCAUUGAACAACAAAGACCAAACUGGAUUGAAAGCCAGUUGCUGAAAGCAAGAAAAUUGAGCACAGACUGUGCCUCGGUUGCAGUAGAAGGUGCGAUGUUAGAGGGAGGAGGUAUUGCACUUGAAUUCACUGAGCAGAAAAUAAACAUGAUGGUCCUGGAUAUCUGCCACAAACCAGGUGGCAGCGAGUACCUGAGGCAAAUUUAUCACAUCAUCCAGCUCAAUGAGGAAUAUUUGAAAGAGCAGCUGUCUUGUGAGAAUUCCUCUGAAGAGAGUGUUACCUCCAAUGAGUGCUUGCCUUUGACACUGAAGGGCAGAGAAGAGCAGCUUGUCUUCAACCCUUUCCAGGUGCACAGCCAAUCUUGUGCAAAAGUGUUCAAUCAGUCAGCUGUUACUGAAUGGAACUGGGAUUGGUCAAACUUGCUGCCAAGUUAUUCGGGACUGAAUCAGAUGACCUUCAGGAUGCUGCUGGCACACAGGUGGGAAAUGAAAGAAGGUGCAGAUCUUGAAGAUGACGAGAAGGCUAUGGUGGAACACUUAAAAAAUGUUUAUUUUGCACAGAACACUUCUACCUCGGAGGAUAAAGAAGAAUAAUUACUUUGACAGAUUUCGGGUAGCACCUUUUUCUGAAUUCAACAUGAUUAACUUAAUGGCUUAGUUAUAACUGACAGGACUGGAAAGCUCAGGAAUAUGUAUCUUGAGUAGGAGUUUUAAACUAAAGUAUAUUCCCCCGUUACUGUCUAGUCGCCCCAUCCAAGGAGGAACUGUUAACACAUGUAUAAGGCAAGCGAGAAUAGAUGAAAAUGUGCAUGUCACAAAACAAGUGAGUUGUAUCUUGAUCCUGUGGAGGCAUAAACCCUAAUGACAAACCAAGAACUGUUUUAAAAUCCUAGAACUCACAGUGGCAUCUAAAAAUAAUAUUACUUUGGACAUGUUCUAAGCAAAAAAUGAUUAUGUGUUUAUAUCUAUCAUUCUGGAGUCAGAGUCCAGAAUCAUUCUAUCAUUCUAGAGUCAUUCUGCUACAAGGUCCUGUCAGAUCAGAGCUCAAGCAGCUUUUUUCUCCCUUGGUGCUUGUGUUCUAGUUAGUUAGCGUUGGCACUAGAUCACCCAAACAGUGUGGGAAGGGACAGGCAUCAACCAUAGGUCUAGAGUUUCUCCUUAGUACAGGGUCCUUUGUGAGUAUUGCUCUGGGACAAGAAGCAAAACUGCAUCAGCCCUUAUUGCACUCACAAAGGCAGAACAGUCCUAACUCAACAUCGUGUAGGUUAUAGUUUAAAAUGUACAUUGUAGCCUGUUAACCACAUUUAAAGUUUUGAGGUCCAUCUUUUUAUUAAAAGAAAAACAGUUUUUGCAUGGGCAGUGCUCAAAGUAUUCUAGUGAGUGCUCUAGUGCACUAAGUCAAAAUAAUAAAGGAUUCAGCAUUUGUUUCUGAUAUAGUAAAAUCCCAUUUUAAAAAUAAUCAGAUAUUUUAAUUUCCCCAAUAUUAAAUGAUUUCUUUUUCAACAAAUUCUUCCUCAUUGGUUAAAAAUAGCUAGUGGGAUAGAUAGGUGGCUGUUGUGAAAAUGAUUUUUAUACAGAAGGUGUAGCGCUAUAAAAAUAAUCCAUCAUUUUUCUGUUUGUUGCUUGUGUUGGAAGUCCAAGGUAACCAUUUUCUUUGCCUGAUGAAGAAUCCUGGCAUGAUCUUGCUAAGGCUAUAAUCUGAGCUGCAGCUAUUUCUGUUCCCACUGCUAGAGCGUAUGCAUACUGCUUCUUCCCACAGAUGCUAUUAUGGACAUAACUCACACCAGUUGAAUAGAACGAAUGCUAGUUUACAGUGGUGUAACAAUGAAGAAUUGAGCCCAAAGUAUUCUUUUUUUUCCCCCUAAAGACUUCAGUAGCAUCGUGGGAGACCAUAAUAGUAAUGCUGGCAUAGUGUCUAAUCUGAAAUGCAGUUUUUCCUCAUCUUAAUUGGUCUUUUUUAUAAUGUAUAUAAAAUAUUGGACCAUUUAAAAUGAAAAUGGGGACCACUGCAUCUCACAAAUCUCCAAAGAUCUUAUUGCAAAACUGCAUCAGUGAAAGGGAAGUGAGGCACUGGUAUUUCAAAAACGUUAAGAAUAUUAUUUAUGAAAAGAAACAGACCUUUUCCUCUACCAUUGAGAUAGUCAUUUCAGAUCAUAAAGAAGUGAUGAAGGGUGAAAAACGAUUUUUCCUUGCUUUGUAUUUCAGCUUUAAAAGAUUAGUUGUGAUUUUUAGGCUUAGAGCAUGGCUACAGGGAGCGCCUAUGAUGGCAAGUGCAAUAUGCUGACAAAUGAGGCAUACACGCUCCAUGUCAUACUAAUAAUGUGUCAAUGCAUGUGGAAGUUGGAGUACCUGGAAUAUUCUUUCCUAUUUUGUCAAAAUCUAUUGUACCUAAUUAACUUUUUGUGUAGUCAUAUAAAGUCAGUUUUUCUCUAUGUGGUGAAACUGUCUGAAAUACUUUUUGUGAAGAAGCUCCCCUUCUGGGAAACACUUACUCUGAAUAGGAUAAACUUUGCAAGUGAAAUAACGUAACCCAGAAAAACAAACAAACAAAGAAAAAAACCACCCGCAGUUACUCUGAAAUGAGAAUGUCCACAUGCAGAGUUAUUCCAAACUGGUUACUGGGCUUUAAAUUCACAAAACACCUCAUCCUGGAAUAAUUUGUAAACAGUCAUGUUAAAAAAAUAUAAAAAAAUAAAUCUUUAUGCCCCUUCCUCCCUUCUCUCCCUGCCAGAUUAACUCAGGAGUAACCCACUGGGUAGCACAAGGAUAAUUUUAUCUUAGCUUUUCUUAGUAGGAGUAUAUUUAUUAUCUUUACCAACGUAAAGCUGACAAGAUAGAACAAGAAGUCUGAAUAAAUCCUGAGUCUAGGCACAAUAUUUUAUUUGGAUGUUUUUCUUAUUCAAACCUGUAUGUCUUUUAAGAGUGUAUGAAUGUAAGCUAAUAUGCGUUUGAAACUGAACUUGUCCCUGAAUCCCUGGUGAGAAAUAGCAGGGCCUGGUCCGUUUGCAAUGUAAUGAUCCUAAUAUCUGACCUUCAGGAUAUAAAAGUAAGAGCAACAUGGCAAAAUCACUUAUACCAAGUAGAUACUUUUGCAACAUUCACAUUUGUUCAAUGGAAUUACAGUAAUUAUAAAAGUUGGAUAACUAAGACUGCUAAAAGUAUGCCGUUAAUUUAUCAAGACUGUAAACCCUUCAUUGAAGAAAAAUGAAAGACGCCUGAAAGCUUAAGGUUAUAGAAUUAGAAAUGCUUGUUUAACAGAACACUGCAUUCUUUGGCUUUUUGUCAUAAAACAACAGGUCUACAUUCUUAAAAAAAGUUUUGCUGAUUCUAAAAUUGACCUUCAUUUUAGAUUGCUUUCAUUUUAGAGGGUGAUGGAUUCAUAGGGCUGUAGUGUUUUACUCUCAUAUUUUAUGUGUUGGCUCUUUCUCAGUACUGGUUGAUUCAAGAAUGUCUCACACUUUACA